UGAAAAAAGAAAAAAACCUAUGCACGUCGAUAGAGCAUCUCUGAACAAGAUGUGUCGCACGUUUUUAGUUUUGUUAAACUUUUGAAACGUUGUUUGGAUUAUUCACGAAGGUUAAAUGUAUACAUCGGGUAACUUUUCGGCUCGUAAUAGCCAUUUUUACAACGCUUUAUUUUAGUUAAUUUGAUGCGCAACUGGAGGCCUAGCACCGAUCACCAACGCCCAUCAGGCCAACGUUCGAGAUUUAAGCUAACUAACGUUAGCUGACGUCAAGCUCUAGCUACUUCACGGUACCAGUGCAAACAUACUGAAUUUCCAGCUGUACCUCCUGGAAGGCCUGGACAGGUGGAACCAGGAUUCAGGGACUGCGGCGGUGACCAGCAGGCCGUCAUCCCUCCUCACCUACGCCGGGACUCUGUCAACACCAACAGCCUGAAGGUGUUUGGCCGGACAUUUGUUCCAACCUGCCAAAUACACUGAUAUGAUGCCUCUUUUGCACAACUAUGUUACCGUGGAUACAGACAUGCUCCUGUCCAACCCUAAACACUUAGAGGUCAUCUACAGCAUGUGCAAAAAGGUGCUGACCAUCGAUGCAGGUGAGGACGCACAGUUUCACGCUGCCAAACUGUUGGAGGUCAUCAUCCUGCAGUGCAGAGGCAGAGGCAUUGACCAGUGCAUCCCUCUUUUUGUGGAAGCAGUUUUGGAGCGUUUGAUGCGGGGGGUGAAGUCCAGUGAGCUGAGGACCAUGUGCCUGCAGGUGGCCAUCGCUGCUCUUUACUACAACCCAGCCCUACUCACUCACUCUGGAAAACAUGCACUUCCAGCUCAACCCUCAGCCCAUCACCACCCACUUCAUCAACCAGUGGAUGAAUGACACAGAGUUCUUCCUGGGGCUCCAUGACCGUAAGAUGUGCAUCAUCGGCCUGAGCGUGCUGAUAGAGCUGCCCAGUCGGCCGGCAGUGCUGGAGGGAGUCGCCGCCCAGAUUGUCCCCUCCAUCCUGCUCCUGUUCCUGGGCCUCAAACACCUCUACGCAUCCCGCCUUGUCAACAAACCAGACCUGCUGGCCCAUGCAUGGGCACAGGAAGAAGACCAGAAUGGUGAGAAAAGAUGGGCAUGGACAGAACAAGGACGACGUUAGGAAAGUAAAAAAAAAACGGAGUUGGGAAGAUGGAGUGCAGGACAGAGGCAAAGGGACUAAUGUAGAAUGAAUACAGACAGAAAGAAAUUCGAGAGAAGAAAAGAAAUAGGCUUAGUGAUGAUAGUGAAAUGAGAUUCUCAAUUUUUGCCAACAUCAGAUCUCCCACUACUUGAAUCUUCAUUCAGCUCUGAGCUGAGCUCAAAUGAACUGCACCACAUUUACUUUCUCUUCCCCACAGGCUCUUACUUUGCUUCAGUCAAGCGUAAAGGAAUUUGAUUCCCAAACCUUGUCUACUGCUUGUGGGGCAGACUGAUGAAUUAAAGGAGAAUUCAGGCCAAUUUUUACGUUAGUCUUGAUCGCAAUA
Messenger RNA from Perca fluviatilis (European perch), 1500 nucleotides. RefSeq names its product importin-8-like. Gene Ontology annotation, cellular component: nuclear envelope; cytosol. Lineage: Eukaryota; Metazoa; Chordata; Actinopteri; Perciformes; Percidae. The record is from RefSeq and is a predicted model, not a curated record. Gene Ontology annotation, biological process: protein import into nucleus. The transcript is spliced from 6 exons. The coding region runs from base 479 to 871 and encodes 130 amino acids.